Drosophila novamexicana is the source of this 5786-nucleotide messenger RNA. It is a transcript of the gene Cad86C, whose product is annotated as cadherin-86C. The transcript is spliced from 11 exons. The record is from RefSeq and is a predicted model, not a curated record. Gene Ontology annotation, cellular component: plasma membrane. NCBI's taxonomy places the organism in Eukaryota, Metazoa, Arthropoda, Insecta, Diptera, Drosophilidae. Gene Ontology annotation, biological process: homophilic cell-cell adhesion. Bases 1 to 5730 code for a protein of 1909 amino acids. Gene Ontology annotation, molecular function: calcium ion binding.
AUGGCUUCCAGCAGUAGCAACAUUUUCUGCAGAAAAAGAUACAACCGAACACAUGAGCCGCACCGCGGCUUGAGAACCGCCGCAAGCAACACGAAUUCAGAUGCGAGCAAGCGAAGGCAAGAAGAAUGCUACUAUCAUCAACCACCUACCUCCCAGCUUUACCAUCAACAACGUCAGUGUCGACCAACUUUGCAAUUUGGCCCAUGGUUGAGCGCAAUGACCGCCUAUCGAUUGCUGACAAUCAGCAUCCUAAUUGGAAUUCUGUGUCUACAUCACGUUCACGGAGUGGAUCCCAAAUUCGACCCCUCUACACGCAUGAAACUAGUACUGGUGCCGGCAGACGCACAGGUCGGCUCUGUAAUCUACAGAUUGCGUGCAACUGACGAGGAGUUCGACUAUCCAUUGACCUUUGAGUUUAUGGGCGAUGUAUCCUCUUCCACUGUCAAGGUGGAAUCGCUUCCAUGCACCAAGUACAAUUCUGUCUGUCAAGCUAAUAUUGUAUUGCAACGACGCCUUGAGCCAGGCCGCUUCUACGACUUUCAAGUCUCGGUUAAGGACACAAAUGGUGGGACGGCCACGCAGUUGUGUUCAAUUACAGCAACCAACUUUAGUACGCCCCAUGACCUCAUAUUUCCACAUAAGCCGGGCAUCAUCAUGAUACCUGAGGAUGCAAAGCGAGGCACGGAACUAGAUUAUGUAAUUGCCCGGAAAAACCCACUCUUUCAAAAGCCAGUCUACCUCGAGUUAUGGGGUUCGCCUUUAUUUGCUAUAAGACAAAAAAUUAUAUCAGCUGAGACAACGGAAGGAACAGUUUUCCUUUUAGGACCUUUGGAUUUCGAGAAGCAAGCUAUGUACCACUUAACAAUUCUUGCUAAUGAUGCAUAUGCCGAGCCUGGUCAAGAUGGACGAAAUAUUGCAGGAAUAGAAAUUGUUGUUAUUGUACAAGAUGUACAAGAUCAGCCGCCUGUGUUUACUAUGGCUCCGCCAGUUACAAAAUUACAGCCCGGUAUUCUUCCUGGUGAUAAGAUAUUGCAAGUUCAUGCGGAGGACGGUGAUAAGGGGAACCCACGGGAAGUACGAUAUGGUUUAGUUUCUGAAAACAAUCCCUUUACUUCAUUUUUUGAUAUCAACGACACAAGCGGUGAAAUUUUUUUGAUGCGACCACUGGAAGAUAUUGUGGCAAUCACACAUGUGGGCGAUCCCGUUUUGCUCACCGUAAUUGCGGAAGAAGUUAAAGUUGGUCGUGACGAACCUCCAGCAAUGGCUUCCACAGUGCAAUUAGCGUUCUUUCUGCCGGACCGUACCAACUCACCUCCUUACUUCGAGAACGAUUAUUACGUCUCGAGGGUGGAUGAAAAUGCCCUGCAAGGUACAGCGCUAUCGUUCGUGGAUCCAUAUAUACCACGAGUGUAUGACGACGAUACUGGCAAAAAUGGAGUCUUCUCACUGACAUUACUAAAUAAUAACGGUACUUUUGAGAUCACACCAAAUGUAGCCGAGCGUAGCGCAUCGUUUCUCAUCAGAGUAAGGGACAAUUCUUGGUUGGAUUACGAGCAAAGGCAAUCGGUUCAGUUUAAUAUACUCGCACAGGAGCUGGGACCAGCUACUAAUCUUUCGGCAAUGGUGAAAGUCACUGUAUAUAUCAACGACGUUAACGACAAUACGCCGGUUUUCGAUCAGCCGAGCUACACGGUGGAACUCCCAGAAAACAUGACAGUGGGCACAAAAGUCGUGCAGGUUCAUGCAGGAGACUUGGAUUCGGGUUUGGGUGGAAAGGUGCGCUAUACUGCCAUUUUGGGAUAUCUAAAUACCUCUCUCAAUCUGGAUGCGGAAAAUGGAUUAAUCACAGUUGCAACCAAUACCCACGGUUUUGAUCGCGAAAUAAUGCCUGAGUAUCACUUGUAUGUGGAGGCUCGGGACAUGGAUGGUAUUGGCAAUCGAGUACAAGUUCCGCUCAUAAUCAAGCUGAUUGACGUAAACGAUGAGGCACCCAUCUUUGACAAGGAUUUAUACGAGUUUAUACUGGCAACCGACCUACUGGGUUUUACGACCAGCGCUGUCAUACAUGCCACUGACAAGGAUGCUACAGCGCCAAAUAAUGAAGUGCGAUAUGAACUAAUCAAUGGCAACUAUGAAAAUAAUUUUGUUUUGAAUAAGCUGACGGGCGAGCUAACAGUCCGAGAAAAGAUCCAUCUUCGCUCGAAAAAGCAUAUCACCCAGCGAAGACGCCGAGAUGUACAUACCAUGCCACUAUCCGACGAUGAGGGCGAUUUAUUUAUUCUGACCGCUAGAGCCUACGAUCUAGGAGUGCCAGUGCGUUUUUCGACCACGACAAUACGCAUCUAUCCACCAGAGAGCAGAAAGCGCAUUGUGACAUUUGUAAUACCAGGACUUAAGCUGGACAAGCGCCAAACAGAGGAAACGCUAUCUGCAAUAACUGGAGGCAAGGUUUUUAUUCACGAAAUUCGACCCCUCAGACCCGAUGAGCCUGGUGCAAAAGACAUACUCGACGGUAAUCCAAACAUCAAGGAGCGGAGUGUGGUCACCGCAACUGUGCUCUAUGACAGGGCAUCAGUAGUUGAUAUCUCGCAAAUACAACAGCGGCUCUCGCAGCAUAAUAACUCUUACGCAAUCAUGCCACAAGACACAGCCGAAACAGCCACGCAGUAUAAGGCUGAAAAUAAAGUUUUAUUUUGGCUUCUUAUACUACUGGCCACGUUGGUUGCCCUUACGAUCUUGAUCUUACUGCUUUGCUGUAUAUGCUCGUGGUGCCCUCUAUAUAAUGCAACUACCAAAAGAAUAGUUAAUAUCAGUAAAACUGAAGACGAUGUACAUCUAGUGCAUAGAGAAAUGGCAAAUGGAAAACAAACAAAAUCUGUUCAGGUCGCCGAGUGGAUGGGAAGACGGGAGGCUUGGUCAGCGGAUAAACCAUCAAAUACACGAACAAAGCCUACCCGCUGGGAAUUCCGCGAUGGACGUGAACAGCCUGAAAACAUAGAAACGCAACAGUCUAUUAUUAAUAGCGAUCGCGAUGCAGUUCGGCGCGCAGAAUCCGCGGAAUAUCAACAAAGACGCGUCCGCAUUAAAAAUAGCCACACAACCAAAGACGACCCGCAUCAUAGUUUCCAUGACUCUAGAACUAAUUUAAUAAACGAUCGUGACGUUUAUAUUGAAGACGUAAUGGAUGAUCACCACCUAGUUGAAAUAAAAGAAAACUUUUCUCGUGGCAAAGAAAACAGACCUCAGGAUAAUGGUCGCUUGAAAAACUACGACUCGGAAGCUCGACAAAUAGACGAUGAUUCUAUACGAAGGCACGAAAUAGACCGUGGAAGCGACGUCGACUUUAACACUGCACAAAAUAGUCUCAAGAAUAAGCGCGAACUUUUUAUAAAAGACGGAAAUGUCGAGAUUUUACAGCUAAUGACAAGAGAUAAAACUCGAGACGAUACUGUAUUGGAUGACGACAAUAUCUACGUAAAUGUUCCAGUGAAGUCAUCAAUAAAUCUUUCUCAUCCACAAUUAUUAAUGGUGGACAACACGGGUAAGGAGAUUUUAAUGAGAAGAUUUAUUGAAGAGCAGCCCGAUGGAAAGCAGAUAAUACGUGAACACUAUCAUAUUGUCCCAGGUGCAACAUAUAUUCAGUCAAUGCCAAACGAAAUACAACAAGGAUCAACACUUAAGGGCGAUACUUUUCCCUUGGGUAAAUCGGGACCAAAUAGUGUUGUCUACUCCCAAACGGAACCCGAAGUAAAAGUUAUACAUACCCAGUCUGUUCAGGGUGCUGAGGAUAUAUCCCAGCUUCAACCCGUUUUAUCAAAUCAAUCUCUUACACAUGAGCUGGAGCACUCGCUUAAGCAACAGAAUGCGCUUUUGCGACAAAUAUUGCUUGAAAAGGAAAAACUAGAAACUAGAUACACCCGGCAGGAAAUAAUUUUAGAAACACAAAGUCUUCCGGGCCAAUCAAUGGCUAUAGGAACACAAACCGACUGCGAUGCUGGUACUCAAACUGAACCGGCUCAUGGCUCCAUUGGAAAUCAAUUAAAUUCACAUUACAAAGUGGGCUCCACUCGCCGCCGAGCACGUAGUGAAAAUGACGAUUCGAUGUCAGAGGAUGAAUACAAAUAUGUGCGUUUCAGUCCACCAAAUAGCCCCGAAGGCGUCUAUUGGAUAAAGCGUCAUCACCCCAAAAGGCGUUUAAGGCUACGCGGCAACUCACAACCUCGAAAUAGAAUUGUUUUGGUUGAAGAGGUGAAGCACAAAAUCCGCACUCCUAUAAAGGAGGAAGAAGAAAUAUACGAGAAAAUGAGACGUGUACCACCUAAAAAGCCACUUCGCGAAACAAAAACAAGUAUUUUGCGUAAGCAGUUGAGCAAUGAAAAUCGAAGGAUUGAGGUUGACGAGCACAAUGAAUCUAAUAGAAAGCACAAAUCAGAAGCACUAAGCCGAGAGAUACUUAUGGAAAUAUCGGACUCUCUAGAUGAAUUCGGAAGUCCACGAGAGCAUAGAACAGCUCAACAGUUCUAUGACAACUUGGAUGACGAAAACGAUACUGAAUACUCAAUUGAUUCGGAUGAUAAUGAAAUUGUAAUUAGGACAAAUGAAAACUCAUCUGGCUGUGUGCAUCAACAAAAUGUUUACGCUAAAAAGUCAAGAGACCCAGAGCUUAAUGAACUACAAAUUAAGAAUUCAAACCAAAGUAAAUCCAUAAACACUUCGCCAUCGGAGUCACGAGAAAUCCAACCCGAGGCUAGGCCGAGACUUUCACGCAGAGACAGUUCUAAGCGCAGCCAUAUUUCCCGAAAGCAAACAUCUUCGGAGCCACCGCAUAACCGAGCUUCAAUUUCAAAGUCUGAAAUGCAUAUAAGCGGAAAUGAGAGAAACCGCGUUACUAAUUCAAAUGAAAUGAGUGGUUUGAAACGUUCCUUAAAUGAUCGCUUUUAUCAAAGUGAAACAGAAUUAGCCGGUCACAAUGAAACAACUGCACGAAAUGUGCCCAAAUAUAUGGAAUGGUAUUACAGUAGGAAGAAGCCCUCUUUAAGCGGGCGAACUUCUACGGAGUCGUCCAAAUCGCAGUUGUCAGCCAAAAAGAAAAAUGUUGCUCCAGAGAAACGUGUGUCGAAAACGCGAAUGCACUCAAAGUCGGAGGAUCAAGCACAAAAUGAUGCCGAAGGGAUAUUUAAACCGGAACCCGCACCUCGAAGAUCUCCACCAAAAGGCAGUCGGCUGCUCAAAGAGGAUAGAGAUUUAAAUAAGCAACACAAGCCCAAAACAGAGACUGAUACCAACCAUCCGCUCUUACAGCACUCUGAACAUCGUUUCGAACGUGAAAACGCUCCGGACGUGCCACCUCCUCCCACCAAGUUGCCACACUAUAUGUAUCCGGAAACUCCGCCCCAUGCGACAUCAACGGAAAAAGAUCAACUAUCUCAGAGGCACAAGCCGAAACCGUCGCCCAUAAAAGAGAACGAAGUAAAGCUAACAAAAUCAAAAAUAAAUCUUUAUAUAGAAGAUCAAAAUACUGUACACCUCCCUUCUCAUGCUCAAAAGCAGCUGAAUGCAUCUACUCUGGAAGAUGACCACGACUCGGGCAUUGCCAUGAACUCUCUAAUGAAUAGUAUGGGCCGUAGAAAUCCAAUAGCCAAAAAGAAAAGUGUUUUCUCAAUUGCAUAUGACGAUGUUAGCCGCGUUAAGAAAAUGCCAUCAGGUGGAGAGUCUCCACAAUAUUCAUAAUGCUAACUUUAUGAAACAUUUAAAAGUAAUCAAUAUAUGUAUGUGAUAGCCUCCAA